AUGGACCCCGAAACCUCCACAUUCAAGUCACCUAUUCGUCAGCUUACGGACAACAACUACUCUGAAUGGCUUAUCGAUAUCAAAGCUCUUCUUAGGGGUAAAAAGCUCUGGAACUACACUCAAGAGGCCCCGGAUCCCGAUAAAUCAGUCACGGCCCAAGCCAAAUGGCGUGAUUCAGCAAUGGAGGCUGCAGACCUUAUUACCCCUACCAUAAGUGGCCCCGUUAAGCAGAAACUUCAGGCUAACGCUUUUGACGAUGGCUAUCUUAUGAUGACCUCCUUGGCCAAUAUCUAUGCCCCGAAAGGUGACGCCGAAUUCAUGCGAUUAACCCGGGAGUAUUACUCGCUCCGGUACGAAGAUUUCGACUCUAUGACCCACUAUCUCACUCAAAUCAAGACGCUCGAGGAGCGUAUUCGCGAUAUUAAUAUAAUUCUCGACGACGAUAAAUAA
Molecule: messenger RNA, 450 nt
Organism: Letharia lupina
Lineage: Eukaryota; Fungi; Ascomycota; Lecanoromycetes; Lecanorales; Parmeliaceae
Exons: 1
Coding region: 1-450 (149 amino acids)
Source: RefSeq, a predicted model, not a curated record